Parnassius apollo (apollo) is the source of this 405-nucleotide messenger RNA. Lineage: Eukaryota; Metazoa; Arthropoda; Insecta; Lepidoptera; Papilionidae. The record is from the annotation of a GenBank genome assembly.
AUGAAGUCUAUUUUGUUUGUGAAUUUCGCGAAGUGGCGGAUCGCGAUCGAGUACGUAGCGCGUGCGGAGCGGUUCUUAGCAGGUGCGCGGCCGGCCGCCCGCUCUCGCCCGAUGUCCGAGAGCGUCUGUCCUGUGUCCCUUUGCGCGAGGGCUCCGCGGCCUCGUGUCCACAAUUCUCGCCGUCUCGCUCCGCCGGCCGACUACGGCGCGUGCGAGUCCAUACGAAGUGGCCAGGGGUUACUCGCGGUCGCCGACGCCUCGGCAACUCGACAGAGACGACACCAUACUCCCACAAACUUAGUUUUCCACAGCGCGAGAAGGAUAGGCAUAGAUCAUAAGUGCCGUGCGUUGGUGUGCGUGCGCGGGUGGGGCGAAGAUGCAGCGCGUACAAAAGAAAAGGGAUAA